This is a messenger RNA of Mastomys coucha (southern multimammate mouse), 979 nucleotides long. RefSeq names its product titin-cap (gene Tcap). Gene Ontology annotation, biological process: cardiac muscle contraction; cardiac muscle tissue morphogenesis; skeletal muscle thin filament assembly. Gene Ontology annotation, cellular component: Z disc. Bases 46 to 549 code for a protein of 167 amino acids. The transcript is spliced from 2 exons. Gene Ontology annotation, molecular function: protein-macromolecule adaptor activity; structural constituent of muscle; titin binding. The record is from RefSeq and is a predicted model, not a curated record. NCBI's taxonomy places the organism in Eukaryota, Metazoa, Chordata, Mammalia, Rodentia, Muridae.
GGGUUCCGGAGGAGCAGCGCAUAGCAGAGGGAGCAAGAAGGAAUCAUGGCCACUUCAGAGCUGAGCUGCCAAGUGUCUGAGGAGAACCAGGAACGCAGGGAAGCCUUCUGGGCUGAGUGGAAAGACCUGACUCUGUCUACCCGGCCGGAAGAGGGAUGCUCCCAGCACGAGGAGGAUACACAGAGGCAUGAGACCUACCACCGGCAGGGACAGUGUCAGGCGGUGGUACAGCGCUCGCCGUGGCUGGUGAUGCGCUUGGGUAUCCUCGGCCGUGGGCUGCAGGAAUACCAGCUGCCGUACCAGCGGGUGCUACCCCUACCCAUCUUCACCCCCACCAAGGUGGGGGCCGCCAAGGAGGAGCGCGAGGAGACCCCCAUCCAGCUGCGGGAACUGCUGGCCCUGGAGACAGCCCUAGGUGGCCAGUGCGUGGAGCGCCAGGACGUGGCUGAGAUCACCAAGCAGCUUCCCCCUGUGGUGCCAGUCAGCAAACCGGGGCCCCUGCGGCGUACCCUGUCUCGAUCCAUGUCUCAGGAAGCUCAGAGAGGCUGAGAUGGACUGUGUGACUCAGGCUCCACUGUGUCUGUCUUGGGCUGGGCCCUUCCUGGCUAGGACCAUGGAGGAGAGCCGCUGGCCAUGGCUGCUUUGUAGUUUGCCCAGAGGUGGGGGCUAUGGGAGGAGGGAGCCAGAGGCCAGGAUGCCUAAGGUGUCCUGAGUUCCCACAGAGAGGGGAGUAAGGAUGGUGGGCACUAGGAGUGAGGAGCUGAACACCCUCAGCCCCAGAAGAAGGGACAAGGGAUACCGGGGAGAGCGAGAGGCCCCUGGAAACGGCCUGUUCGGUAACAGAUGGAGUAGAAGGAAGGAUGUGGAAUGCUCUGGAAAGGAGGCUCGGAGACUGGAAGGAGGGGGAUGUGAAGAGGGUGGAAGCGGGCAGGCCCCCAGCACCCUCUGUUAGCACUGCAAUAAAUGCUCAGCCAUGUUC